Aspergillus fumigatus Af293 is the source of this 1536-nucleotide messenger RNA. RefSeq lists its product as uncharacterized. The record is from RefSeq and is a predicted model, not a curated record. Lineage: Eukaryota; Fungi; Ascomycota; Eurotiomycetes; Eurotiales; Aspergillaceae.
AUGAGACUUAGAAAUGAUCCUGAGCUCCACAUAAUCCACUGUGAUACCGACUGGGACAGACAGGAUCUCUACGAUGGGGGGAACACCCAGGAGCCUCAGCUGAUCAAUUGUGUCCGAAUCUUUGAGGGAUAUCGCUCAAAAUAUGUUCCCAAAUCCAAGUAUCUGCACAAAGUUUUUGAAGUCGAAAACUUGGAGCUUACAGACCGUGCCUCACCUAUUUCUGAAUGGUCUUAUGAAUCUGAAUUUGAGAAAUUAUUCUCUUAUCCUUUUGUCUCAUCAUAUAAGCCAUGUCUCCAGGUUUCGCGUGAAGAGCUGUCAGCAUUGGCUUUGAUUCUGGGGAUGAAUCUAUGCGUCUGCGAAAGCCACAACCCAUAUUCACUGCACGGCGAAGGGGCUUUUGGAAUAUCAGCAUCAGCAACAUUGAGCCAUGAUAUGCACUGGCAGUUAAGGUUCGUGCGGACAUCGAGGCGGCCGAGGCAUGAUCCUUCAGCUGGCAGUGGCUAUUCGACUCUCUUUGCUAAGUAUCUAGCAUGCGGCGCUAUCCCAUUUGCACGAGGAAAUAGUGAAAAUGAUUCAAAAUGGAUCAAGUCUGUCUACAUACAAGAUCUCAGCAAGUUCGAGGAAGGAGGAUAUUUCAAGGAUCUCAAGGAUGACGAUUGCCUGCCAGACGCUCUAGAAUACCUAUCACGACUUCCCACCUCUGAGACAACGAUGCUCUGGCCCCAUUUGCUUGAGACACAAUCAACAAACCGUCACAAGGAUUGGGGCUUGGUAAAAACAAUUGAUAAUCAAACAACAGGGACUUGGUGGGACGCUGUUGCUGGAAUUCCAUUUGGCGGCCUGGUACCACAGACGACGAGAGAAAUAAAGCAAGCGGUCCAAUUCACAGUCUCUGAGCUACCAACCGUCUUAGACAUCACUACUCGUUGCGAAAGUGACAGUUUGCUCAAUGAGCUUGAGAUGCUCAUCAAUGAAUCACAUCGCCAACAUGAGUCGUUAAACCUAUUUGGCAACCAUGUCCACGAGAGAGCAAAAUCACUGGAUACCGAUAUCAAUUUCGUGACCAAGUGUUACGAUACUAGAGACGCUGCAGCUGUCUUUGGGCGAUACAUGACUCUGCUAGAGCACCUCAGUGCUACUUGCUUUCCUGGUGGGUCCGCGAACGAUUUGGAGUCACUGCAUGGACAAGUUUCUUCAUACCUGAAAAGAAGCUAUCGGACAUGGAUAGCAAGUGAUUCCAAAAAGGAUACCAAAGAUGUAUUACAGAAACUCGGUAUAGUAAUCAAAGGUGUCCGGCGAGCGUAUGAAGAAACGAGAACACUCUCGCCUGAUCAAACAGCAAAAGUGACUUGCUGCCUCAUUGCCGCUUGGGCAGAGAAUGUGCAAGAAAUUAAUCUAGGACUGCGACGGCGGAGUCAAGACUCGAUUGCAAAGCAUGGCCGGAUAGCGAAUGGAGAGAUGAUCAACGAUCAAGGCCGGCAAUUGGAUCAUACCACUUAUGUGGAAGAUCUGCCACCAAUCAUAGCACUGUCAUGA